AUGAAGAUAUUCUCACUGCCGUCUAUUCCUUCGGUCCUGUUAUUCACGACCAUUCAUAAAGUUCUCGCACAGAAAGAUAAUGGAGAAGAUUGUUCAUGUUUUCGGACGGAUAGUGCAUCAUCUGGAUAUUUCACAUACCAUCGAUUUCAUGAUUUUCGAACAGUAGCAGCAGCUUCGCAGACUGUGCCCGAUUUAAUCUCGAAUGAAAGUGAUACAUCCAAUGCAUUGGCAACGUCGGAAUUCUUUUCAGGACAGGCUUGGAAUAAUGAUUGGUCGACGCAGAGUUGGAAUAAUAGUGAUUCAAUGGAGAGUGGAAGUGGUGUGUUGAUGGUUAAUUCGCCGAAUAAUGUAUACAUUGAAAUCUCUACCGAUAAUGAUACCUCCUACGAUACCUACCUUACGCUCCGCACAGCGCGUCUCGAAGGCUUCCAAUCCGUUGCCGAAUUCGACUCCAACGAAAAGAAUUUCAAAUAUUUGUCGGCCCGAUUCCUUGCUCGAGUCGUCGGUUCCGAAGGAGCGUGCGCAGGAAUGUUCACCUAUCUCGAGUCUGACCCAAUCCAAGAAGCCGACAUCGAGAUCCUAACUUCUGGUCCCCGUAAUGUGGUCCAAUACACGAACCAACCUUCUUUAAAUAAGGAAGGUGAUGCUGAGCCCAGAGCUACAAGCAAUGCUUCGACUGCAGACGGUGCCAUGGAUUGGAGUGUUUGGAACAUCUAUCGAAUGGACUGGAUGCCCAAACAGACAUCAUGGUAUGUUAAUGGCGAGAGUGUGGCAAACAUUACAUACCAGGUUCCGAAGGAUCCAAGUGGCUUGAUAUUAAAUAUGUGGAGCGAUGGAGGGGAAUGGACGGGAAAUAUGAGUUUGUUUGAUGAGGCAUACCUGCAAAUUCAAUGGAUUGAGUUGGCUUUUAAUACUAGCGGGGAUUUUGCGGGCAGCAAGAGGAAUUUGGAAAAGAGAAAAAGUAAGGGCUGUAAGGUCGUCUGUGGAAUUGAUGAAGGGGUUAAUGUUACGGGUACCCCGGCAUUGUUGAUCAACAAUACGAAUGCGGCGACGUUGGGGUGGAAGGAGGGGACAGGUUGUAUGGGGUGGGUUCCUGUGCUUGUGGUUGGCUUGGCUGCUUUUGGGUUGUUGUGA
Molecule: messenger RNA, 1134 nt
Organism: Botrytis fragariae
Lineage: Eukaryota; Fungi; Ascomycota; Leotiomycetes; Helotiales; Sclerotiniaceae
Product: putative glycoside hydrolase family 16 protein
Exons: 2
Coding region: 1-1134 (377 amino acids)
Biological process (GO): carbohydrate metabolic process
Molecular function (GO): hydrolase activity, hydrolyzing O-glycosyl compounds
Source: RefSeq, a predicted model, not a curated record